AUGGGGAGAGAAAAACGCACACAGCCGGGCCCUCGUGGCACGGCCAAGGAUCGGCACAAGAAGGCCGGCAAGGUCAGCAAGCCCAUUGACCGCAGCGCGCCGCUGCCGCCGGGGCUCGUCGCCGCGAAACCAGUCAACGCGAUCGCCAGCAACAAACACCAAUCCUAUUUCGAGUUUAUCGAGAACAAAGAGAGGAAGAAGCCGCUGCUUCUCGAGAACACCACGAACACAGACCCGCCUCCUGGCAUGAGAUACAUUCCCAUUGGGAACCCUGAACUGACCGAGCGAUGCCAGGACAUCUCAAGAGAGCUGGGCGCUUCGGUAUACAUUGUGACAAAAGCAAAGAAGGACGCAUCGGACUUGAGCCUGCAAAUCCACCGGGUCGGGUACCACAUUCGCGAAAACAUCGUGGAUCGGGCCUUGGCGGAGCUGGGGCUCACCGACGUCUACGUCCCCGAACUCAUCGGCCAAGGCGACGGAGGGCUCGUCGAGAAAAUCCCUGAUGACCAAGACGAAAUCGACAAGCAGGCGGACGCCGCCCUACGCGAGCUUUUCCCCCGGAUCCCAAAUACCGAUCGACAACAGAUCAUCGAUCAUGCCUUCCAGAAAGGGAGACACUUCAAGGGCGAUCUGGUCGUGGGGCUCCAGCAGGAUCUUUCUCUUUCGCGGCGAGUGCAGCUUGCUGUCCUGGCGCACAUCCGACACAACCACACCAGAUAUGACGAGCUUCUUAGGGAAACAACCUGGCACAACGCCAGAAGAGCCACGGAGCAGCUUUGCCUGGACAUCCUCGUCAAGUGGCGAGGUGACGAUGAGAACGGCCGCAACCAACUUGACGAAAUCCUUCGCGAAGUCGUGGUGCUCUCUGACGACUCGGAUGACGAGGACUCGGGCGAGGAGCCCGAUUCCGAAUCAUCAGAGAUACUCAUUGACAGGUCUCACAACACUGGCAGGGUGUCGGCGCCGGCCGCACCCCAGAACGUCGCCAACAGCCGUAAACGCUUGUCGACAGCGGUGUUGUCUCGUCCAGGAUCCCCGGUGCCCCAUGCGACGCCCGGAACAUCUAGGCGACUCGCCAAAAGGGCGCGCAAACGCGCUAAGCACCGUGAGCGUAACUUUAGCCGAUAUGAAGCUGCUAGAGAUGCUGCUUGGGACAACGCCAUGCAGCGGCAGAGAGCGCCCGAUGGUCGUUCCGACCAGCCAGGCAUGGCGGACAGUUCCGCCAGUCAUGGCGCGUACCCUCCGGGCCGGCCUGCUGCACCUGUUGAGAACAGAGCUCCUGUGAAUGAUGGCGGCCAUCCGUAUCCGCAGUUGCGGCCUCUCUCUGGACAGUUCGGCGACAUUUUCUAUGAGAACGGGCAGCACGUGAAUGGUACUUAUCCCGCGCGGCCUCAGCCCACGCGCUCCCAAUACGUGCCGUCCGGUUCUACAAUGCAAAAGGUAAAUGACACUGGCAGCUCUUUCAGUCGCGGUCCCAUGACCCAUGGAAGUGCUCGGGUACCGGAGAGUCACCAACUGCAAGACUUAUUGCAUCCAUCCAUUGAGCCAAGAUCGCCCGAUUCUCUACGGCCUCCAUCACGCUUUACCCGUGGCAUGGUGGAGUACACGGAGCGCAGAGGUGACGAUCUGCAGUACCGCUUGAACUCCCCUCCUCGUGGCCCAGUUGUGCGAGAAGAACACUACCUCCAUCGACCUCAGGUCCACCAGAGUUAUCCCGUACAUGCUAGAGCUCCGAUUGGAGACCAGGACCUGGUUCGAGCCCCUGAGAUGUCAUACCACAGUGUGCCACAGGAUGCCGCUCGACCGGCCGGUUACCAGCCAGCACGAGAUUAUGGCACUGCCGGACCGCAUGGCCAUGUUGAUAGGAUUCCGCACCAGGAAGGCCAGUACGGUCGACGGCAUGGCAGCGUCCUGGGAGAGAAGGCCAAUCCCAUCAUGAUUGAAGACCAGAACGUUCACCAAGGCACAGUCUACCUGCGCACGGGUGAGAGUGUCAGGGACAGAUUCGGCCCUGAUGCCGAGAUACUCGCCGUCCGCCGCCCUCGGCGUGACAAUGGCCCGGACCCCCAUCGGCCCAUUGCAAUGGAUGAAGGCUUCAUCCGCUUGCGAGAGGACCGGCCUACGGAACAACGGAACGGGCUGGCAGAGGAGGGCUUCCUGAGGCUCAGGGAGCGCACUGUUGCUAGGCCUGGCCCCUCGGCGUUUGCCAACCAUGCCAGACCCUCGUUCAAUGACUAUAGGACUUAUGAUCCGCCCCAGUUCCGGCCGGCUGAUGUUCCUGCACAAGCCGUUUACGUGAGACGUGCUGAGCGACCGCCUCCUGCUGACCUCUCAUACCAUGGGCCCGGGUAUGAGCGCGUCGAGAGAGUUAGAGCCGAGAGGGUUGUCCAGCGCGAUCUUCCGUCGCCUGUCUAUGGCGGAGCGUAA
Messenger RNA from Colletotrichum spaethianum, 2427 nucleotides. RefSeq lists its product as uncharacterized. NCBI's taxonomy places the organism in Eukaryota, Fungi, Ascomycota, Sordariomycetes, Glomerellales, Glomerellaceae. The transcript has 4 exons. The coding region runs from base 1 to 2427 and encodes 808 amino acids. The record is from RefSeq and is a predicted model, not a curated record.